This is a messenger RNA of Austrofundulus limnaeus, 3083 nucleotides long. RefSeq names its product zinc finger protein 319. The record is from RefSeq and is a predicted model, not a curated record. Gene Ontology annotation, cellular component: nucleus. Gene Ontology annotation, molecular function: DNA-binding transcription activator activity, RNA polymerase II-specific; RNA polymerase II cis-regulatory region sequence-specific DNA binding. The coding region runs from base 490 to 2271 and encodes 593 amino acids. The transcript is spliced from 3 exons. Gene Ontology annotation, biological process: regulation of transcription by RNA polymerase II. NCBI's taxonomy places the organism in Eukaryota, Metazoa, Chordata, Actinopteri, Cyprinodontiformes, Rivulidae.
UGUGUAUGUGUGUGCGUGCGUGUGUUUUUGUGUGUGUAUUCGUGUUCUCGCGCGCGCCGGAGCUAACCCAUUAGCUUGCUAACAUCAAACCCAAAAUGCACGGCUCCUCUCUGGGAGGAGAGGAUGCGUCCGGGGGGGCCUGGUGAAUAAUAUGUGACGGUGCAGUUAACGGGGACCGUUCGGGGACGAUUGUUGGAAAAGUUAGUUCUCGUUUAUUUUUUCGGUCCUUAACUGAAACCUCGGCGCUCGAACAAACAAACAAACCGAGCUCCGUCCGUGUCGUGUGCGGAUGUGAGGAACAGAGCUAACCGAGGAGGACACCAGAACCGAAGGGAGGGGAUUCUCAAGUUACGGGAUGCUCCAGAUGCAGCUUGAAAGGAUGAAACGUACUUAGUGGAUUUUCCUUCACUUUUGCCAACAUCUGGUUGUUUUCCCUCUUCAGCUCAAGCCGUCACAAGCCUCAGUCACGGCUCCUUUCAGAGCUCAGACAUGGACUGGGCCUCUCCAGCUGCCAAACUGAACCAUUACUCUCGAGGCCGCGUGUCCGAGGCCUGGCAGCAGCACGCGGUCGCCGUCCCCUCCGGAGCCGAGAAUCCACUGAGCUGCGCCGUGUAUGGGAUCGUCCUCCAGCCAGACGCUGCGUCGCUGCAGCAGCAGCAGCAGCAACAACACCCUCCUCAGACCCAGCAGAACCCGCUUCAGGUUGACGCAAACAGAGCGCACAAGUGUGGGGCUUGUGGACACAACAUCUCCCACCUCACAAACCCGCUCGAGCACCAGUGCCUGAUGAGUCAGGACCGGUCGUUCCAGUGCACCCAGUGUCUGAAGAUCUUCCACCAGGCCACGGACCUGCUGGAGCACCAGUGCGUCCAGGUGGAGCAGAAGCCGUUCGUGUGCGGCGUGUGCAAGAUGGGCUUCUCGCUGCUCACCUCGCUGGCCCAGCACCACACGUCGCACAACAGCACCAACCCCAUGAAGUGUUCCAUAUGUGAGAAGACGUACCGGCCCGGCUCGUCCGACAACUCCGCGCCCUCCUCCGGCAGCUCGCAGCCCUCCAGCAGCGACGCGGCGUCGGCCAGCAGCAGCAGCAGCAGCUCGUCCGGUUUGCCUUUCCCCUCGGCCCGGGACCGGCCGUACAAGUGUCCCGUCUGCCAGAAGGGCUUCAAGCACCUGUCGGAGCUGACGCGGCACGAGCGCAUCCACACGGGCGAGAAGCCGUUCAAGUGCGACACGUGCGACAAGGCCUUCAGCCAGUCGUCCCACCUGCAGCACCACCAGCGCACGCACAGCAACGAGCGGCCGUUCAAGUGCGCCGUGUGCGACAAGAGCUUCAAGCAUCGCUCGCACCUGGUGCGCCACAUGUACGUGCACUCGGGCGAGCACCUGUUCAAGUGCAACCUGUGCGAGCUGCACUUCAAGGAGUCGUCGGAGCUGCUGCACCACCCGUGCCACCCGCAGGGCUCGCGCCCCUUCCGCUGCGCCACGUGCGGCAAGGGCUUCAAGCGCCCGUCCGACCUGCGGCAGCACGAGCGCGCGCACUCGGAGGAGCGCCCCUUCCACUGCGACGAGUGCCAGAUGAGCUUCAGGCAGCCGUACGCCCUCGCGCGCCACCGACGCACGCACAAGGACCCCACCGACCGGCCGUUCAAGUGCAGCCUGUGCGACAAGGGCUUCAUGCAGCCCUCCCACCUCCUCUACCACCAGCACGUGCACGGCAUGGACAACCUGUUCAAGUGUGCCUCCUGCCAGAAGGAGUUCAGCCAGUCGGGGGAGCUGCUCAGGCACAAGUGCGGCGAGCCGUCCAACACCUCGCCUGACAAGCCGUACCGCUGCGACGUCUGCGGCAAAGGCUACAAGAAGAGCUCCACGCUGCAGCGCCACCAGAACGCCCACUGCCAGGAGAAGCCCCUGAAGUGCUCGCUGUGCGACCGCCGCUUCGUGUCCUCCUCGGAGUUCGUCCAGCACCGCUGCGACCCGUCCAGGGAGAAGCCCCUGAGGUGCCCCGACUGCGAGAAGCGCUUCAAGUACACCUCGGACCUGAACCGGCACCGGCGCGUGCACACGGGCGAGAAGCCCUUCACUUGCGAGCACUGCAACAAGUGCUUCAAGCAGCGCGAGCACCUGAUCAAGCACCAGAGCACGCACUCCCGGGAGGGGCAGUUCAAGUGCGUGUGGUGCGGCGAGCGCUUCAGUGACUUGGGCUCGCUGCAGGACCACACGGCGCGGCACACGUCUGAAGGAGGCGCGUACAAUGUGUCGCACUGCAUAUGACUCCUGUUUUUACUGGACAGACAGAAGCCUGGACUCUGUCCUCCUGAUCUUCACUUCCAGCCUGUUUACUAAUCCUGACAUCGCUCUCGUUCUGCGCAGCUCUGUGCCGAGUGCUUUUUGUGCUGUCGAGUCGAGACUGACGUCCGUGUGCACGGUGACUAGGGUUGGGCAAAAUCGUAUUGUGUGCAAUUAAUCGUCAGAAAAAGUUUAAUCGAUUAUUUUUUUUGGCACUGGACGUUUAAGACGGUUAAUACCGCCGGGUAGACCGACUGGAGAUUUCCCCGGUCAGUCCACUCGGUGCUCCUCUCCGCUUCAAAUAGGAAAAACAUUUUUUUUAAAGUUCUGUAAUUCAUUAAUCAUAACUCAGGUUUUACUUGAUCUGUUGACACAAUUUACAAAUUGAUGUUUAGCUUGAAGUUUGUAUUUUGACACAAUUUGGAACAGAUUUUUUACAAAGAGCAAAUCUUAGUGAUCUAAAUUAGUCAUGUGACUAGGACAUGAGGCAUUCUGGGAUUCCAUUGGAUUAAUCGUCAUAUUAAUCGUUAUCGGCUAAAUACCACAAUUAAACGUGAUUAAUUUUUUUGCCAUUAUUGCCCAACCCUAAUGAUGACCUGAGAAAACACGAAGAUUUGCUUUUGCAAUCUGACACCAAGUACGGCAGGCUGUUUCUCUACAUAAUGAAGCCACACUCUUGUCUUUAUUUACUCGUUUAGAUUUUAGUAACAGCAUUUCUCCGUAAAGAAAGUAGGGCUGCCACAAUUAGUCGAUUUGUCACGAUUAUUGUUGAUUAUUAAAAUCGUCGACUAAUUUAA